Alternaria alternata is the source of this 718-nucleotide messenger RNA. RefSeq lists its product as hypothetical. Bases 102 to 449 code for a protein of 115 amino acids. The record is from RefSeq and is a predicted model, not a curated record. The transcript has a single exon. NCBI's taxonomy places the organism in Eukaryota, Fungi, Ascomycota, Dothideomycetes, Pleosporales, Pleosporaceae.
CAAGACUUGUUGUCAUGGCCAGAAUUGUCGCCACGACUAUUGCAGACUCAUGGUGUCAAGUGUGUUGGUGCUAGACUUAGGCAAGCAACUUCGGCGCCACGAUGGCCUGUACAAGUAAUGUCGUCAGCAAUGGUCAGACACCACUGGCUUUAUUGUACAGGACAGUGGCGACGAGCGAGCGCUUUGAGUUGAGCAGCUACCUCCAACCCGAGCCUUACGAAGGCGGCGAAAUAGCCAAAGAUCAACCAGGGGCGGAGCCAUUAUAUACCUUGUGCGUUGUGGUCAUUAGUGUUAUGUCUCGAGCCCUUCGAAAGUCACGUCCUCAUCGCUGGAGAAAGGAUAAAGUUCAAUUCUCCUUGAAGCUAUCAGUCUGCUCCGCGGCAAGCUCGAAACCAUCACCACCAUACAAUCAGGAGUUGCGUAGUAAUGUGACAGGCCCAAGGACAUGAGAAGUAUGUUACACAGCGAAGAUUGCAGAGGCUGAGAGUGUUGUGGAGUUGGUGGGGGGAGGUGGAAGACAGUCAAUAAGUCUCACCUUCAUGGAACUCACCAGCUUUAUGACGCACGGGCCACCACAACUGAGAAUGUGUCUUGCAGAAGGAGCUCAACGAAGAAAUGAAGAAAGCACAGUCAAUGGCAGCUGUCAAUAGGGCAUGCUGUCGCUGCGAGAUGACAAGACGGGCUCAGACGGACGCAGUACGCUAUCCAGCGUUGAGUU